Puccinia graminis f. sp. tritici CRL 75-36-700-3 is the source of this 2358-nucleotide messenger RNA. RefSeq lists its product as uncharacterized. The record is from RefSeq and is a predicted model, not a curated record. Lineage: Eukaryota; Fungi; Basidiomycota; Pucciniomycetes; Pucciniales; Pucciniaceae. Bases 1 to 2358 code for a protein of 785 amino acids. Gene Ontology annotation, biological process: protein folding; protein stabilization. Gene Ontology annotation, molecular function: heat shock protein binding; protein-folding chaperone binding; protein kinase binding. The transcript has 5 exons. Gene Ontology annotation, cellular component: cytoplasm.
AUGCCGCUCAACUAUGCCAAGUGGGAUUCUGUGGAGCUGUCCAAUGACUCAGACUUGGAAUGCCCUCCGGCCAUCAAUAAAGAGAAAAAUGCUCCCCCCAAGCAUUGUCAGACUCAUCAACAACAUGAAUGCAGAAAAGCCGAGGACAAAGCCUUCAAAUGGACGGGAAAGCUGAACGGUAUCAACAUCAAACAGCUCCAACAGCUCCUCACCAACAUCGACAAGAAAGGUGUGAUCCACUUACGAGAGGCGUCCGCUAAGCUAUUGGCUCGGGGUCAAGGAGAUUCGGCCAGGACUGCUCUCUUCAGGUAUAUCGAUGACACCCUCCACAGGAUCAAGGACCUUCGGCCAGCCAAUCAGCACGCAUCUGCUGUCGAACAACUACAGUACCAUCUAGCUGAACUCGUCGAUCGCGAAAGACAACACAAAAUUGAAUUGGAAAAACAAGAGACCGUCGCCCACGAGCAGCCUCCCUGUGGCCAUGCUCAUGAGGAAUUUGAUGUUUCUCAAUGUCCCAAGUCUGGAGCUCCCUUCACUGCCCCCACCAGUCAGCUCAACUCAACCAAGAAAGACAAGUCGACGGGGAAAGACGAGCCAAACAAGAAAGACGGGCCCACCAAGAAAGACGGAAAGUCAACAGCGAAAAGCAAGUUGACGGAGACCACCGACAAGGAAAAGUCGACCGAGAAAGUCAAGACAAUGAAAUCAGUACUCCUUCCUGGAAUCAAGUCAGCAAAGAAGCCGCAAACCAAGCUAAACAUUAACCCAUCCCCUUCCAAGCGCCCCAAACCUCCGUCGCCCAUCAAUCCUUCAACUUCACCAGAGUCUGCAGCAACACCGUCCAAUAGAAAUUGUAACGAAGUCAAGCAACGUAGAGUAGCUCCCUUGCCAGCCACCAAACCUGAUGAAACCGGACAAUACGAAUCCUCAAGCUGCCAUCAAUGCCGUGUCAAGACCACUCGACCAAAAAUGAUUUGUGAUCAAUCGCAGAAUCCUAGCUGUGUUGUCCGAGUUUGCUACACCUGUCUGAUGAGGCCUGUUUACAACAACAUACCCGAACUUCGACCCCCACUCCUGGAGUUUAAACCGGGUGGAAAAAUGCUAUGUGUGAAGUGUAGAGGUGUCUGUCCUUGUGCUUCCUGCCGGCGAAUCAGAUUUGAAAAUGAAAAACCCCAAAGAGGCUUUGGCUCUAGUGUCAAACGAUUUUAUGUUCCAAUCCCCACGAUCGACAAAUCACAACCCUGCAACCUUUCCACUACAACUGUUCCACGUAAAUCAAAUCGACUCAUGCAAUCUGAACCGAACCCUCCCUCCACAACCUCUGUUCACAGAUCAAAUCGACCCAUCCAAUCCACACAAUCGUCAAGUUCUAUCGCAAAUCUCCCCGAGCUGGUAGACCCGUUGGCCUCCCAAACUCUUGUGUGUAAUACUUGUCCAGGUGAAACCCAUGAUCCUCUUGAGUGCAUACUUAACAUCCAGCAGAGAUGCCUGAUGCUAUCUCAAGAGUCGGGGCUUCAACUGAGCACAAGUACUGCACUUGAGAUAAAGGAUGAUCCAACGGGUGCCCCUGCUCCUCAACCACUCAGCAACCGACAACAACGAUUCCGAGCCCACAAGGCUGAGAAGCAGCGGCAAAAACGUCUAGCAUCCAAUGUGACGUAUGCUGGCCAACCUUAUAUCACAGCACAUGUAUGUCGAAAGGCGGAUCCCACCACCCCGAUUCGACUGUUUCGGAAAAGUUUUGUUGCUUGGACGAAUAACAGUCGGAAAAACAUUGCGGCUGUAGUGAAAUUUCACCCGUUCAACACUAUGGAGGACUCUCUCAAAGCGCAAUUUCAAUACUUAAGUCAGCAUCUCAUACAGCAAUCGAAGUUCCAGAACCCAAAUAAAAUCAACUCCGCUGCUUAUGCUGGAAGCAUGUAUAGUCUUGGCUGGCGAAAGGCUUUUGAAGCGGAAACCACAAUUGGUGUUCCAGGUAUUUCCGAAAAAGUAUCCUUUGAUCGAAUUGGAUAUGAAGACCUCCAAACGAAUGUUCCAAUAAUCAAUGAAUUCAUUGGCAAAGGAUUUCAAUUACUCUCUGAACCUCUCUACAACGAAGUGAAAGAGCACUUUCAACCUCUCGAAGCUCCUGGUCUGGCUCCUCACUUUUUCACUGACCCCGAUGGAUUCACUUGCCAUCUUUCCUACACAUUCAGACACUUUGCAAACACUCCUCACGAAGAUGAUGACGCUUCCCCGUACUCGUUUGCCAUGUGGCUUCCCAUUGAUCAAAACUCUGGCGACUUGAUUGAAGAAGAUCUGAAUGAUUCCAAGGUGUGGUCGAAUGCGCAUGGAAGGCCAACUCUUUCUGUCAUCUAA